GCACCAUCCUUCUUACCUCACAUGAUGUCAUAUUUAGUUCACGCGCUGUGAAACUCGUUAUGAAGCUGGGAAAACUUGUUUGCCUGGAAUCUCUAAGCUCUCUAGCCUGCGUCACAGACGCUCGUGGCUCUCUCAUUGGUCGAGAGAAAAUGACAACAACCAGGGAAAUCCUCGAUGAAUGUGCAAAUUUAGCAUAAAGUGUGAUGUAAAGCUCGCAAUUUAUUCUUUUUAAAUUGUGACUUUGUUCAAAGACAGCUUACAGCGAAGCGUUGCUUCUUUGCUACGGUAAAAUAUGAAAGUGAUAAAAUAUAUACAGUCCGUUCUACAAGCUUUUCGCCGGCGAGACCACAUCGAGAAUACAAGAACGGAUACUGGAUUGAAUUAUAUAAAUAUAUCUCUUCUCCACGAAGAAAAAACAAUAUAUUUGGACACUGUCAGCUGGUUUUGGGGAAAUCUAUCAAACGGACAAGCAGAGUAUUUGCUUCGAGAUACACAAGACGGCACAUUCGUCGUACGGCACAGCGCAGACGAGACGUCUUUGUAUUGUAUUACAUAUAAGCUAGACGGAGUUGUCGCGAGCGUUCGGGUAUAUGAAAAUGAUGGACAACUAUCGAUAAAUUUCGACGAUCCUUUGCAAAUCCGUGCCGCGACGCUACACGGACUUAUCGCUAAACUUGUGCGGUUAUCAGCUAACGGAGGAUUUGUGUGCAAACUAGAGCGUUCGUCUAAAGUUUUGUCGCUACAGUUGACCCGGCCUGUUAACAGACUCUCGAGCUUGCGCGCACAUUGCAAGCGGGUUAUUCGAAUGUCGAUGCCACUUGAAACGAUGAAUGCGUUGGUGCUUCCAAAGCACGUCAAAUCUUUUCUAUUGGGAUCUGCGUUCAGCUGAUGUCGAAGAGUUAAACUUGGUUAUUUUAUAGUUUAUUGGUCGUGGACUUGAAGUUUGACAGUACAACAAUAUCACCAAUAUGUGAUUUCGUUUGCUUGCUGUUCAAGUGAUAUUCUUGGUUAUAUUUCGUAGUGUAUUGAUGAGUAUUUAUUUGUUCAUAGACAUAGUAUGAGCAUGGUUAUUUCCCAUGGAUUUGCGCGUUAAAACGUUAAGGAUAUACAGACUCUGUGUGAUCCAGUAAUUGAAGAACAUAGUUAUCAUGAUACCGAUUUUGACAAUAUCAAAAUGGUAUAUAAAAAGUAGAAUUGCAUUUAUACUAUUUAUAAUAUGGUGGUAAAUAUUUAUAAUAUGGUGAUAAAUUAUUUUUAUGUUUGUAUGGUUAUGUUAUAAUAGAAUUUAAUUCUUAUACAUUUUUUGGUUUGAUCAUUUGUUGAUUUGCAUAAUAGGCCUAUACGCUAGAUGAAACACUUUGCAUGCACAGAAACCAUUUUUCUACUUCAAUAAAUACAUUCCUAGCUUCCUGCACUAGCAAAUUCAACACAGCGAAUUGAUCUGCUGAACAGACAUAUAAAAUGUCUUUUGUCACAGUAGAUGGAUUAGAACUUCAAAUUUCGAGCCCCUGGUUUGUGUCUGAACUAGUAUGGUUAGUAUGCGGCAAAUUGUAAAUAGGUAGUAUUCUAGUUCCACCGACUGCUUGUGUUUUUGUCAGAAUGACGUAAAGAAUGAAGGCCAUUUGUUAGGAAGUUUGUGGGGUGAAAAGUUUAAAUAGAAGUCUUUAAAAUUGUCUUAAAAAUGUGUUGUUUGAUAAAGCGAGAAGAAAGGGUGGUGACUCGAUUCCAUUGCAUCGUGUUUGCACAGCGUGAAAGUGUAGAAAAUAUCUCCUUUAAUGGGCUUGUUUCUGCCUCGUCCCCAGUCGCUUGCUAUCAAAC
Messenger RNA from Paramuricea clavata, 1818 nucleotides. Lineage: Eukaryota; Metazoa; Cnidaria; Anthozoa; Malacalcyonacea; Plexauridae. The record is from the annotation of a GenBank genome assembly.